CACUCCAUCUCCGGUUGGCCUGUGAGGUAUCAGCAUUUCGGGAGAGCAAAUCUGACGACAGGAGAUUCUACAUAUUUUCUCCCACAAAGACACUUCACCUGAAGACAGAUUCGAAAGAUGACCGUGUCGCUUGGAUCGAGGCCCUGAUCCUGGCGAGGAGUGUGUAUUCACUCAGAUCAUUCAGUGGACGAAUAAGUUUUGUGCAGAGUGAUGUUUCGGUUUCAACCGCAAGGCUCCGGAAUCGGAUGCGGCAGGAAGGUUUAAACGAGAGUCUUAUACGGGACUGUGAACAGAUUAUGCUUUCGGAGUUUUCAAGCUACCGAAAGCAACUGAAACUACGCUAUGAGGAUCAUCUAAGCUUGUUUGGAUCCAGUAGACACCAUUUUGAGGAAGGUAAAGAUGGAAAUAUAAUACAGGGGGCGUUGUCAAGAAAUGAAUUUCCUAGUUCUCGACGUGGGAAUUUUAGCGAAUAUAGCACAACAGAAUCUGAUGACUUUGAGAAGCAAGAUGGUGGUGACUUGACUUGUGAAGAAGAGUCUACAUUCUUUGAUGCUGCAGACUACUUCACUGAAUCAAACAGCAGAUCUUCAGCAAUGUCAAGUUCUACAGAUUGUGGUGUACACAGUGGUACUAACAUAGAUAACUCAGGUUGCCUGGAAAUUGAGAAUGUCCAAAUGCAAGAUUCUGACAACAUGCUACCUCAAAUCAAACGACGGAGUAAAUUACCAGAACCUACUGAGAAAGAGAAAGGAAUCAGCCUUUGGUCCAUUAUUAAAGAUAGUGUCGGCAAGGAUUUGACAAGAGUGUGCCUUCCAGUUUACUUUAAUGAACCACUGUCAUCCCUCCAGAAAUGCUUUGAAGAUUUAGAAUAUUCCUACCUUUUGGAUCAGGCAUAUGAACAUGGAAAAGUGGGAAACAGCCUCAUGAGAAUUCUGAAAGUAGCUGCUUUUGCGGUCUCUGGCUAUGCUUCUUCUGUCGCGAGACCUUGCAAACCGUUCAAUCCGUUGUUAGGAGAGACCUAUGAAGCUGAUUUUCCUGAUAGAAGGAUCCGCUUUUUUGCUGAGAAGGUUAGUCAUCAUCCCAUGCUGAUUGCCUGCCACUCUGAAGGCAAGGGUUGGAAGUUCUGGGGCGACAGCAAUGUAAAAUCCAAGUUCUGGGGGCAGUCAAUUCAAGUUGAUCCAGUUGGCGUUUUGACACUGGAAUUUGAUGAUGGUGAAAUUUUCCAAUGGAGUAAGGUGACAACAACUAUCAAUAACCUCAUUCUUGGGAAGCUGUACUGCAAUCAUCAUGGAACCAUGCACAUAAAAGGGAAUCAACAGUAUUCAUGUAAACUCAAGUUCAAAGAGCCAUCGCUGCUUGACCGCAAUCCUCGCCUGGUACAAGGCUUCGUAGAGGACAAUGAUGGAAAGAAGGCUUCCUUUGUAAUAGGAAAAUGGGACGAAAAUAUGUACUAUAGUAAUUUAGAUACUUCCAAGAUCAGGAGUGCUGAUCAAUUGCAAGGUGCCUCCCUACUUUGGGAAAAGAGCAAACCUUCUCCCAACCCAACUCGGUACAAUCUAUCUUCUUUUGCGAUCACAUUGAAUGAGUUGACCCCAGAGCUUCAGGAGAAACUUCCUCCUACUGAUUCACGGCUGAGGCCAGACCAGCGGCAUUUGGAGAAUGGUGAAUAUGAAAAGGCAAACACAGAAAAGUUGAGGUUGGAACGGCGGCAAAGAAUGUCGACUAAACUUCAAGACAAUGGCUGGAAGCCUCGAUGGUUCGAGCAGGACGCUGAAGAUGGGACAUACCAUUACAAAGGUGGGUACUGGGAAGCAAGGGACCAAGGACGCUGGGACGGAUGCCUCAACAUAUUCGGGGAGUUCUCAGAAACAUGAACGGCCAGCUCUUGCAGCAACAAUCGGUUCGGUUCAGAUGCAAACGGCUCCGCCAGCAUUGCGCCCCCAAAGCAUCUUACAGGAGAGGAAUGCAAUGCAAGAGUAUAGAGGCAUUGAAGAAGAAGGCCUUGCCGUCUUGAAUGGUAGAUAUCGAUGGAUGGCUACGGCUGCCGGCACAUUAGUUCCUGAAUAAUAAUGUACUCCCUCUAGCCUAAAUAGUUGCGCAGAUUUAGGCAAAAUGUAGGCUAAAAUGUGUUUAGGUUCAUUGAACCCGUGACAAGCAUUUAGGGCCGGAGGGAGUAGCUAUUCUUUCGUUCGUUUGUGUUGGAUGCUUGCUCUUGAGUAGCUUUCCUUUUCGUAUCUGGAUGUUUCAUAGUGUAGCCGAGCAAGCAUCAUUUGUAGAAAGAAAAUAGAGGUCAAAUUUACAAAAAAAUUACCAAGUUGUCAAAUAUAAUGGCAUAAAGUCAACAAAUAAAAUCCCUUUUGUUGCUUUGGCGAAA
Lolium rigidum is the source of this 2374-nucleotide messenger RNA. Its product is annotated as oxysterol-binding protein-related protein 2A-like. Gene Ontology annotation, cellular component: membrane; intracellular membrane-bounded organelle; cytosol. The record is from RefSeq and is a predicted model, not a curated record. Bases 246 to 1874 code for a protein of 542 amino acids. The transcript is spliced from 10 exons. Lineage: Eukaryota; Viridiplantae; Streptophyta; Magnoliopsida; Poales; Poaceae. Gene Ontology annotation, molecular function: sterol binding.